GGGAGACCAGAUAUAGUGAAUGCGGGGUCCGGGGAGACCAGAUAGAGUGAAUGCGGGGUCCGGGGAGACCAGAUAGAGUGAAUGCGGGGUCCGGGGAGACCAGAUAGAGUGAAUGCGGGGUCCGGGGAGACCAGAUAGAGUGAAUGCGGGGUCCGGGGAGACCAGAUAGAGUGAAUGCGGGGUCCGGGGAGACCGGAGAUAGAGUGAAUGCGGGGUCCGGGGAGAGCGGGGAUAGAGUGAUGCGGGGUCCGGGGAGAGCGGAUAGAGUGGAUGCGGGGUCCGGGGAGAGCGGAUAGAGUGGAUGCGGGGUCCGGGGAGAGCGGAUAGAGUGGAUGCGGGGUCCGGGGAGAGCGGAUAGAGUGGAU
This is a messenger RNA of Staurois parvus, 365 nucleotides long. The record is from the annotation of a GenBank genome assembly. NCBI's taxonomy places the organism in Eukaryota, Metazoa, Chordata, Amphibia, Anura, Ranidae.